Messenger RNA from Colletotrichum karsti, 732 nucleotides. RefSeq lists its product as uncharacterized. Lineage: Eukaryota; Fungi; Ascomycota; Sordariomycetes; Glomerellales; Glomerellaceae. The transcript has 3 exons. The record is from RefSeq and is a predicted model, not a curated record. The coding region runs from base 1 to 732 and encodes 243 amino acids.
AUGCGUUCAUUCGUUACCUGCACCGUCCUGGCCUCCGUCGCCUCCCUGGCCACCGCCACCCUCCAGGCCCGCUGGGAGUACCCCGAGGCCGUCCCCGUCGUCGAGAAGCGCCAGGAGCCCGGCACUCCCCGCUACGCCUGCCACGAGAACUGCGGUCUCCUCAUCUCUCUCGGCCGCACCGAGGGCUACUGCCAGAAGGAGGAGUGGAGCACGCGCUACUCCGCCUGCAUGUCCUGCGCCAACGAGUUCGGCAUCUGGAUGUACUACAGCAACGGCGUCACCAACGCCGCCAAGGGCUGCGGCCUGACCCCCGUCCCCAGCCCCUCCGGCGGCGCUGCCGAGACUACUGCUGCGGCUGCUACCACCACCGCCGCUGCCCCCGCCACCACGUCGGCCGCUGCCGAAGUCCCCGCUACCACCAGCACCUCCGCCGCCGCUGCGCCCCCGGCCGGCGAGUCCUCGUCCGCUGCCGCCGCUCCCUCCACCACCACCGCCGCCGGCGCCGCCACCACCCUGACCACCGCCACCUCCGCGGCCUCCGCUUCCGCUUCCGGCUCCGCCGCCUCCGGCACCUCCGCCGCGACCAGCGUCACCCGCACCACCUCCAUCGGAACCUCCGUCGUCAUUCCCUCCGGAUCUCCCACCCCCAGCACCGUCUUCGCCGGCGCCUCCAAGAACACCGGCGUCCUGGGCGCCGUCGGCGUCGUCGGCCUGGUCCUCGCCGCCCUCUAA